Molecule: messenger RNA, 2241 nt
Organism: Blastomyces dermatitidis ER-3
Lineage: Eukaryota; Fungi; Ascomycota; Eurotiomycetes; Onygenales; Ajellomycetaceae
Product: F-box domain-containing protein
Exons: 2
Coding region: 200-1573 (457 amino acids)
Source: RefSeq, a predicted model, not a curated record
CUUAUCUUGAAAUAAGAUUCUUGAUUAAAAAAAAACUUUCUACUUUUUAACCUCACAAGUGAUGUUGGUUUUUUCUUCUAAGUUAGGUUACGCGAGCCGCUGUGCGACUCAGCGUUUUCUCAAUAUGAUGUUGGUCAGAAACCUACAGUAGAGCAAAGAUGUCAUAGAUGAGUAUUCAUAUCUUCCCAACAUCAGCGGGAUGGGGCUUAGAGAAAAAAAGCUCAGCUCAUCUUCCCGGCUAGGGCUUCGCGUGAUUUAUCAACGGACCCUCAUCCCUCCAGCAGUGCGGAGUAUUCGCAAACACUACAGAAAAUUUGUGAACUGGUUGAAAAAGGCAGCCCUCCCACGCUCACAUGAAGAAGCAGGAAACCAAGGUCAACGCCAAAUUUCUUGCCAGGAGCCAAAGACCCCACCUUUAUUGAGCCUCCCACUCGAACUCCUCUUCAGUAUCAACGACCUCCUGUCUUUGGAAUCGCAAGUCUGCCUCGCUCUCACCUGCAAGACACUUCUCGGGCUUAACAAACAUGCCCUUGCCGCUCCUCAAUUCCGGUUCUUGCCUAGCAACGUCUACGAUCCUGAAGUUUUGAAAAACCGCGAUAAUUUCAACACAGAGAGAUGGCAGUUGCUUCUCCUGUUAGAGAAUGACAAAUGGCAUUGCUGUUCCACAUGUCUUAAAUUGCAUCCAACCAGGCAGUUUUCUAGCUGGGGAAUUCUAGCUGGAGCCACGCACAGAGUGUGUACUCUAGGGAAAGUUGGUAUUGUUAACCUUUGCCCUUGCGUGAAUCUGACUUUCCGGGAUAAAGACAGAUUAAUUGAGCUGCUGAAGGCUGAGAAUACGCUCGAUUGCUCAUAUCUAUUGCAUACGUGUUACUUAAGUUUUGGGUUGACAGACGUCGUUACAAAAAUUUCUGCGCGUAUCAAUGAAGAGGGUGAAUUAUUCAUUUGCACACAAUACGCGGUGUUUGCACGUGGGUUCUGGCUAGGCAAAUCCAUUAAGCCUCUACGCCGGGUUUUCUGCCCCCACUUAUCUUUCUUUGAUUACCUGCUACAUUUUAGGUGCUCAAGAAGCGAACUCGAUCUACCGGCCAGAAUGUUAUGGAGGGAUGAUGGCCCACUGAAGAUCCCAUCUGAGGCAUUUCAAAGAGGGCUGUAUUGUCGGUAUUGUGAUACCACAAUCUAUGUCAUUAAGUCCAAUCGCGAAAUCCCAGGGUAUCACCGGAAUUUGUUUUUUGAAGUUUUGACAGUCAGGAACCUGGGACAAGGUACAUGUGCCGAUGCAACCUGGCGGUAUCAAACUGUAUAUCCAUCCUCCUGGAGUGUGUUUAAGCAUCGAAACUCCUUGCGUGAAUCUAGGGAUUCGCGGAAACAUAAUCCUUGGGAUCCUGCCUUUUGUUUCCGCCGGUUUCCCACCUUAACGGAGAACAAAUCCCAUCGCUGGCCCGCAGCUCUGGAAAAUCCACUCACGUCCCACGAAAUUCCUCCCGAAACCGAACAUCUUUAUGAGUCAGACUUCAAUAUCGAUGACAGUUAUGGUUUCAUUGUCAAUCGGCAGACUAUUAAUCGGCGCAGGUAGGGAGCUCCCACCGCAGCGGCCGCCCCCUAAUCUCCACCAACUACACCCCCAGACCUGACGCUUGCACUUAUCUGCAUAUAUUUUGUCUGUUCAGGAUAUUCUCCUACUUCUACAUCUGGGACUAUUGCAUUAUUUCUAAUGCAGUUGAAUGAAAGAUUCGUGGUAUAGAAAGUCAUCCCCACUCCCCACUCCCUACAUAAGAACGUAAUUAAGACCAUAGUAAAUAAAUGGAAAACGGGAAUAAAGAAGACGAGUCAAACUUUGCGACGUCGUAACUGGCUGAACCCCGAAAUGUAAUUUGUUUUUUCAAUUUAUAUAUGUAUGUAUAUAUUUCUUCUCGUUUUUUUGUUUUCCACUUUCGCUUCACACACACACAAGACUCAAACCCGAAAAUUUGAAAAGAGGGGGGGGGGGGGGGGCGGAGGGACAAAAGCAGGGAGCAAGGGGAGAGAAGAUCAAAAGAAAAGAAAAGAAAAGAAAGGACAGGACAGGACAGGACAAGGCAAGCUCGCGACGCAUGGAUAUUGGGAUAUGGAUAUAUAUAUUUGUCAAGUAACGAACGACCUCUCCUCUUCCCGCUCCGCCACUAACCCUCAAAUCAGAAAUAAAACAAAAGGCGGGUGCUUUAAUUAAUGAGACAAAAACAUAAUCAAAUUCAAAAAAAAAAA